AUGGCGGAGAUAUCCAGCGUCAGGGCGCCCUCCUUCCGGCUGCCCUCCUUCAGGCUGCCGGAGGCUUCACCCUUAUUGGACCAAGAGCAUCUGGAGAGGCGCCAGCUCUUCCUCCGCAGCUACCUCUUCUCUCGCGAGCGGGCGGAGGGUGACAAGAGGGCGGGGCGGCGUCUCGCGGGCCUCCGCCGCCUCCUCUGCGCCAAGCUCCGGGCCGCCCGCCGUCUCCGUCGCGUGCUCUGGCACGGGCUCCGCCGUGCCUGCUGCUGCUUCGAGGCCAGGCGCCGGCGGUUCCCCCCUCGAUCCCGUCGAGCGGCGCCGCCCGCCGUUGCGACUUUCUCGAGUCGACCAGCCGGCGGCGCACGCUCGGUUCGUGAGAAGAAGCGCCUCUCGGACAUUAUCUCACUGUAA
This is a messenger RNA of Spirodela intermedia, 408 nucleotides long. The record is from the annotation of a GenBank genome assembly. Lineage: Eukaryota; Viridiplantae; Streptophyta; Magnoliopsida; Alismatales; Araceae.